AUGAACAAAUAUCCUCAUCGAUUCAACGGCCAGCGAUGGCAACUUUACACAAAACCCAAACUCCUAAUUACAGCAUCAGUUUGGUCGCCUUCAUCUUCACUCUCAAAGUCCCUCAAUAUCAAUGAUAUUUUCCUAGCACCCGACAGAGGAAAUCCCGUCAGCAGUCCCUACAGUCUUACUCAUAAAGACACUGGUAGACAAUCAUCCAAAAUCUACACGAACAUCGGUUUAGCUACCACCAAAAUUACUAUCAAUCCCGAUAAUGAUAUGGUGAAUAUGUAUCCCGGGAAAUCUUUCACCACCCAGGUACGCAUUGGACUUGAUAUAUUCUCCACUGGAGAGAUUAGGGCUAGUACCAUUGCGGAUCCAUGUCUUUAUGCAUCACCAUUAUCUUGCUUGAAGGCGGGAGAAACUUAUGAAGUGGAUUAUCUUCUGAGAAUAGUGGUAGACCAGAGAUUAUGUGUUGAGCUCUAA
This is a messenger RNA of Botrytis porri, 474 nucleotides long. RefSeq lists its product as uncharacterized. The record is from RefSeq and is a predicted model, not a curated record. Lineage: Eukaryota; Fungi; Ascomycota; Leotiomycetes; Helotiales; Sclerotiniaceae. The coding region runs from base 1 to 474 and encodes 157 amino acids. The transcript has 2 exons.